Octodon degus (degu) is the source of this 3411-nucleotide messenger RNA. It is a transcript of the gene Tspyl4, whose product is annotated as TSPY like 4. Gene Ontology annotation, biological process: nucleosome assembly. NCBI's taxonomy places the organism in Eukaryota, Metazoa, Chordata, Mammalia, Rodentia, Octodontidae. Bases 369 to 1595 code for a protein of 408 amino acids. Gene Ontology annotation, molecular function: histone binding; chromatin binding. The record is from RefSeq and is a predicted model, not a curated record. The transcript has a single exon. Gene Ontology annotation, cellular component: chromatin; nucleus.
UCUUUUUAAGUAAAUAUUUUAGGAAAGAAUAGCUUAGGUACCUUAGAAGUUCAAAGUCUUAGAAAUCGACAUUAACACAGCUUUCAUAUGGUUGAAUUUGUUCUACAUCCACUUAUGCAAGUAAAAAGAAAAAAAAAUUCCCCUAUUAAAAUGAUAACAUUUUGUUACAAGGACCCAAAGGAACACACUUGAUUGACUAGCUUAAUCAGUGGGCAGUAAGUUCUCGCGAGACUGCCCCUGAGAUUACCGGUUGCCAUGGUAGCGCCAGCCCUAGAGGAAAAGGGGUGGGUUUAGAGGUUGGUUGCUGCUGGUCCUGGUUUCCGUGGAGAGCGAGGAACUCGUCUCCUGCGGGUCUGACUACUACAACAAUGAGCGGCCUGGACGGGGGCAACAAACGUCCUCCCUCUGAAACCGCCCCUCCUCAGCACGCCCUAGAAGAUCUGGACCUAAACCAGGGCCCAGGCGAAGCGGCGGAGGCUGCGCCGGCCAUGGCGGACGCAGGUGAGGGCCGCGGGCAGGCCGCCGAGGGAGGCGCGCCCGGGGGGGCGGCGGGCGGCGGGCCCGCGCUCUGCGCUCGAGGGCCCGGGAGCCCCAUCCUGGCGGCCGGCCGGCCUGGCCUGGAGGAUUCUCUGCCUCCUCCUGCGGGCGCGGAGGCAAGCUCGGACUCUGUGGCAAAUGGCGCCCGCCAGAAAGAUGGCUGUCGGCUUAGAGAGCAGCACGGUCCCGCAGCACAGGAGGCUCCAGAAGCCGGUGGCACAGGGACUUCGGGGGCGCAGGUGAUGCCUGGAGCAAAGGCUAAGGACAUGGCCACCAAGAAGUGCGCCAUCUCAGCAUCUUCGGAAAUGCAGGGAAAAGCCGAGCCGGUGAUGGACGAAAAGAAGGUAGUCCAGACGGAAAAACAGAUGGUUGAAGGAGGAAAAGAAGAGACAAGGCCUAGGGCCCAGAAGAUCAAUACCUGCAUGGAUUCACUGGAGGCCAUCGAUCAGGAGCUGUCGAAUGUAAACGCCCAGGCUGACAGGGCCUUUCUCCAGCUAGAGCGCAAGUUUGGCCGAAUGCGGAGGCUCCAUAUGCAGCGCAGGAGCUUCAUUAUCCAGAAUAUCCCAGGUUUCUGGGUUACAGCCUUUCGGAACCACCCCCAGCUGUCUCCAAUGAUCAGUGGCCAAGACGAAGAUAUGAUGAGGUACAUGAUCAACUUGGAGGUGGAGGAGCUUAAACAUCCUAGAGCAGGUUGCAAAUUCAAGUUCAUUUUUCGGAACAACCCCUACUUCCGAAAUGAGGGGUUAGUCAAGGAGUACGAGCGCAGAUCCUCUGGCCGAGUGGUGUCUCUUUCCACACCAAUCCGCUGGCACCGAGGCCAAGACCCCCAGGCCCAUAUCCACCGGAACCGGGAAGGGAACACAAUCUCCAGUUUCUUCAACUGGUUCUCAGACCACAGCCUCUUAGAAUUGGACAGAAUUGCUGAGAUUAUCAAAGGGGAACUGUGGUCCAAUCCUCUACAGUACUACCUGAUGGGUGAAGGCCCCCGCGGAGGAAUUCGAGGCGCACCAAGGCACCCUGUGGAGACCCCUAGGUCCUUCAGAUUCCAGUCUGGCUAAUUUAUGUCCUAUGAGAAGCUCCUGCACAAAUUGUCUUACCAGCCUCUAUGCUUGGCCAGAAGCAUGCAGUCUUGACUAUGUCCUUGAUUAUUUUGGUGUUUGGUUCUCCUAAAUCUUCAACAGUGGCAGUUGUUGCUUACCUACCUGCUGUCCUGCAGUGUGUUAACAUGUCCCAAGUGUAUGGCCUGCUGUUUCUGUGCCAAGCUCAUACUGCCUUCCUUUGCAUGGCUUGGGUGCUGCGACCACAGUCCUGAGUGUUUUAAGAGGUUUUCUGUCACAAGAAAGUUCGAUACAUCUUUGCAAAUAACUAGGUAGGCUUCCUAAUUUAUGCUGGUUGUGCUCCAAGCCAUGUACUGUGACAUAAUCUUGAGUUUCACCAUUGCAAGAUGAAACUGAUAUCCUGUCCUGGCUGCCAUCAACCUAACCUAAACUGAACAUUCCAGCUACCAUUAUCUGGAUCCCAGACAUGCCCCUAGACCUUUGCUGUCCACCCUGCUGGUUAUGUAAUAGAACAAGCAGGUGGCUGGUGGGUGACUACUAGGCAUUGGUGAUGUAAUAGGUGAAGAAUGUUUUAUAUUUGUUGUCUUUCCCUUUAGUUACUGUACCUCCUGAUCAGCUUCUGGUAUGUAUGAAGGCCUGUGCUCUAGCUCAUACCUACUUUUCUCUUUGGUGAAGUUUGUAGAGGUUACCAUUGUCUGUCUUCCUAGGAACCUACCUCCACCUCAUGAUUACCCAUCAACCCAAGUGGUAGUGAAAUCAAGGCAAGGCCGGGUUCCUUCCAGCAGUUAAGACUUUUUGAGCCCUGGGCUACAAAUGUUUUCUACAGACAACUCCAUACCCCUUCCAUACCCAUGUUGAAUGGGGCAGCUCUCUAGGGCCACAGGGUUUUCAGAACAUGGAUGAAGCUUGUUAUGCCUCUCUCUUUUCCUUCUCUUUUCUCCAUCUCUGUGUGGGAGUUACAGCUUAGGGACAGAAAACAAAAUUGACAGAGCAGGGUUUUUGUUUACUUGCUCUGUCCUUGGAUGUGUCCAGAGAAAGGCACUAUAAAAUAGACUGCAAAUCUGUAAUCUUCAUUUCAGUGUUUCAAAAAAAAUUUUUAAGCAAGGUCCAAAAGUUUCAAAGGGAGAUCUUAAAAUAAUUGUGUUCUUUUAGGAUAACUGACCUUUACCCAUCCCACCACAUCCUUCAUUUCUUGAGCUUUAGUUUGAGAAGUUGGGAGGGGAGAGGGAAGGGUGUCAGUGAUGAGUUCAUUUUAAUUAGUGCCCAUCUAUCCCAAAAGGCUCAGUCUGUGUGGUAUUCUUGGCUUUCAUUUCUCACCUUCUGAAUUUCUUUUCCUGCUUUUGUCCUAACAGGUAAGGGACUAAACUGCAGUCAGUGUGGGGAUAUCACAUGCUUUCUUGCUGAAUAAGGGGAUGUGGAAUCUGUCUGGAUUUCCAGGAGUUCCAUUAGGUCGAAUUGCAGCACUGUCAGGGCUGCCUUAAUUGUGAGCCACUUCCUUGUUUGAAGGUGCUGCCCUAUGGUCCCUGAAGGCUAGAGGAGGUCAACACAACCAGUGGUUGUUAUUUUUUUUUUCAGGGAUCAAACUCAGGACCUGUGCUUUCCAGGCAGGGGCUUAUGCUACUGAGCUAUCUCCCUAGCCCUACACACUACCAGUGGAUGGGGUGCGCUAGUUGUUGGUCCAGAAGUUGAAAUUGAUCAUGAUGUGAAUCAGCUUUGCAAGGCUCUCAUUGAGCACUGAAACCCUGCAAAAUCAGGGAUGGGAAAGAUACCUCUGCGGCACUUUCCAAGUACAGGCUGGUUGCAGAAUCAGUUUUAA